Messenger RNA from Ricinus communis (castor bean), 4117 nucleotides. RefSeq names its product glycine dehydrogenase (decarboxylating), mitochondrial. Lineage: Eukaryota; Viridiplantae; Streptophyta; Magnoliopsida; Malpighiales; Euphorbiaceae. Gene Ontology annotation, biological process: glycine decarboxylation via glycine cleavage system. Gene Ontology annotation, molecular function: pyridoxal phosphate binding; glycine dehydrogenase (decarboxylating) activity; glycine binding. Bases 697 to 3870 code for a protein of 1057 amino acids. The transcript is spliced from 15 exons. Gene Ontology annotation, cellular component: mitochondrion; chloroplast envelope; glycine cleavage complex. The record is from RefSeq and is a predicted model, not a curated record.
CUCUUGAUUGGUCUAGAUUCUGGAAACCCUAACCCUGUAAAACUGUUUUUGUAUUUACAUGAGGGAGAGAUAGGCAUGUUGUGAAAGAGAUUCUGCCACCCAAGAAUCCCAGAUUACACCAUUCGAGAAAAAUUUUAAAAUUUUUAAAAAAAGUUCCUUUUUUUUUUUGUUUGUCUUUGAAUGAAUGAAAAUGGGAAGUAUUUUCAUCCAUUGAUACUCAAUCUUAAUUCCUUCAAUUUCUUCCAUUCAUUUUCUUUUGGAAUUUGGUAACAUAUUUUUGUGCAGAUUGUGGUAUUCUGAGAACCAAAAAAGAACUGUCUUUUUCUGCAUUGGUGCUUAGUCACUCACCACCCACCAUCAUCAGAUCUGAAGCCUUAAAAUUUCAUAUUUUUUUAACAUAUAUAUAUGUAUAUAUAUAUAUACACACACACACAACUAGCACUAUUAUUAUUCACAGACAAAAAUCACUAUAUUAUCACCAGCCCAUCUUUCCACUUAUUUCAUGGAGCACAAUUAAUCUCAUUCUUCAACCUCCCUUUUGUUUUCUUUUCCUCACCAACCCCAUUUCCCUUUAGCUUCUCUUUUCACAUUUAAAGAAAAAAAAAAAGAUCAAAUCUUUCUUUCUUCUGCUCUCUUUCUUUGUACAUUUCAACAAAAAUAGAAUAUAAUUAACUCUCUUCUUUGUACAUUACACUCAUGGAACGUGCAAGAAAGUUGGCUAACAGGGCAAUCUUGAAGCGGUUGGUUAAUGAAUCAAAGCCGCACAAACACCACAGCCGCAAUGAAUCAUCAGCAACAACUCUGUUAAACUCUUCUUCUUCUCCUAUAUUGUACACUCCUUCAAGGUAUGUUUCAUCAUUGUCAUCUUUUGCUUCAAGAAAUCCCAGAUCAGGUUCACUCCCAGGAACAAAAAGUAUUGGUUAUUAUGGUAUUGGGUCACAAGUUAGAUCCAUUUCUGUCGAGUCGUUGAAACCAAGUGACACUUUUCCUCGCCGUCAUAACUCAGCUACAGCAGAAGAGCAAAGCAAAAUGGCCGAGUUAUGUGGGUUCGAUAAUCUUGAUUCUUUAAUAGAUGCUACUGUGCCUAAAUCCAUUAGAAUUGAUUCAAUGAAGUUUUCAAAGUUUGAUAAUGGUUUAACUGAGAGCCAAAUGAUUGAACAUAUGCAAGAUUUAGCAUCAAAGAAUAAGGUUUUUAAAUCAUACAUAGGGAUGGGGUAUUAUAAUACACACGUUCCACCUGUUAUUUUGAGGAAUAUAAUGGAGAAUCCUGCUUGGUAUACUCAGUAUACUCCUUACCAAGCUGAGAUAUCUCAGGGGAGAUUAGAGUCUUUGCUUAAUUAUCAAACUAUGAUUACUGAUCUUACCGGAUUACCUAUGUCCAAUGCUUCAUUACUUGAUGAAGGGACUGCUGCUGCUGAAGCAAUGGCUAUGUGUAAUAAUAUACUAAAAGGAAAGAAAAAGACUUUUAUUAUUGCGAACAAUUGUCACCCACAGACUAUUGAUAUUUGUAAGACCAGAGCUGAUGGUUUUGAUAUUAAGGUAGUUACUAUGGAUCUUAAGGAUAUUAAUUACAAAUCUGGGGAUGUUUGUGGAGUUUUGCUUCAGUAUCCAGGGACUGAGGGUGAAGUUUUGGAUUAUGAGGAGUUUAUCAAGAAUGCUCAUGCUAAUGGGGUCAAGGUUGUUAUGGCAUCAGAUUUGUUGGCUUUGACAAUGUUGAAGCCUCCUGGUGAACUGGGGGCAGAUAUUGUUGUUGGAUCAGCUCAGAGGUUUGGCGUCCCAAUGGGAUAUGGAGGUCCUCAUGCAGCUUUCUUGGCUACCUCACAAGAGUACAAGAGGUUGAUGCCUGGAAGAAUUAUUGGUCUUAGUGUUGAUUCUUCAGGGAAGCCUGCUCUGAGAAUGGCGAUGCAAACUAGGGAGCAGCAUAUACGCAGGGACAAGGCUACCAGUAACAUCUGUACUGCUCAAGCAUUACUUGCAAACAUGGCUGCUAUGUUUGCUGUCUAUCAUGGACCUGAAGGCCUUAAAGCCAUCGCACAAAGGGUCCAUGGUCUUGCUGGAGCACUUGCACUUGGACUGAAGAAACUUGGGACAGUGGAAAUCCAGGGCCUUCCCUUCUUUGACACUGUGAAAAUUAAGUGUGCUAAUGCACAAGCAAUAGCUGAUGCUGCAUACAAGAAUGAGAUAAACUUGCGAGUUGUAGAUGCAAAUACUAUCACUGUUUCCUUAGAUGAAACAACAACCUUGGAGGAUGUUGACAAUCUUUUCAAAGUUUUUGGCGAUGGCAAGCCUGUCCCAUUCUCUGCUGCAUCUCUGGCACCGGAUGUUCAGAAUGCAAUUCCUUCUAAGCUAAUUAGGGAGAGCCCAUUUCUAGCCCACCCAAUCUUUAACAUGUACCAUACAGAGCAUGAAUUGCUCAGAUACAUUCAUAAGUUACAGUCCAAAGAUCUCUCUUUGUGCCACAGUAUGAUUCCACUGGGAUCUUGUACAAUGAAAUUGAAUGCAACCGCUGAAAUGAUGCCAGUGACAUGGCCUAACUUUACCAAUAUUCACCCCUUUGCUCCUGUUGAUCAGGCUCAGGGUUUUCAGGAAAUGUUUGAUAACCUGGGUGAUUUGUUGUGUACCAUCACUGGUUUCGACUCGUUCUCAUUACAACCUAAUGCUGGUGCGGCUGGCGAGUAUGCCGGGUUGAUGGUUAUUCGUGCAUAUCAUAAGUCAAGAGGAGAUCAUCAUCGCAAUGUGUGCAUUAUACCUGUUUCAGCACAUGGGACAAAUCCUGCAAGUGCUGCCAUGUGUGGAAUGAAGAUUGUUGCUGUUGGAACUGAUGCCAAGGGAAACAUUAACAUUGAAGAACUAAAGAAGGCUGCUGAAGCCAACAGAGACAACCUAUCAGCACUCAUGGUUACAUAUCCUUCAACCCAUGGAGUCUAUGAAGAAGGCAUUGAUGAGAUAUGUAAGAUUAUUCAUGACAAUGGAGGUCAAGUAUAUAUGGAUGGGGCAAACAUGAAUGCACAGGUGGGUCUGACAAGUCCAGGUUUUAUUGGAGCUGAUGUUUGCCAUCUCAACCUCCAUAAAACAUUUUGCAUUCCACAUGGAGGUGGUGGUCCUGGCAUGGGUCCUAUUGGUGUGAAGAAACACUUGGCACCAUUUCUACCUUCACAUCCUGUGAUAUCUACAGGUGGUAUACCAGCCCCUGACAACGCUCAACCAUUGGGAACCAUUUCAGCUGCACCAUGGGGCUCUGCACUUAUCUUGCCGAUAUCUUAUACUUACAUAGCAAUGAUGGGGUCUCAGGGACUAACUGACGCUUCGAAGAUUGCCAUCUUGAAUGCAAACUACAUGGCAAAGCGUUUGGAGAAUUACUACCCUGUUCUUUUCCGUGGCGUGAAUGGAACAUGUGCCCAUGAAUUCAUUAUAGACUUGAGAGGCUUUAAGAAUACUGCUGGUAUUGAACCUGAGGAUGUUGCUAAACGCUUGAUGGACUAUGGAUUUCAUGCACCAACAAUGUCAUGGCCUGUUCCAGGCACACUUAUGAUUGAACCCACUGAAAGUGAAAGCAAGGCCGAGUUAGACAGAUUCUGUGAUGCUCUUAUCUCCAUUAGGGAGGAAAUUGCAGAGAUUGAGAAUGGAAAAGCUGAUGUCCACAAUAAUGUCCUAAAGGGAGCUCCUCAUCCACCAUCUUUGCUCAUGGGAGAUGCAUGGACAAAACCAUAUUCUCGGGAAUAUGCAGCAUUCCCUGCUUCCUGGCUUCGUGGUGCGAAGUUCUGGCCAACUACAGGACGAGUGGACAAUGUAUACGGUGACCGCAACCUCAUCUGCACCCUUCUCCCAGCAUCACAGUAUGUGGAAGAACAGGCUGCAGCUAGUGCUUAAUCAUCGCCAUGGAUGUGUUCCUCUGAUGCAAAGGCUCCCUUGCGAACACGAAAGUCAAAAAAAAAAAAAAAAGCAUCUCUCUCUUCAACUCUGUAUAUACACUAUCCAUAUUCAUAUGCUCAUUGCAGCUCCAAACUGUCAUUUCUCAGUAUAUGGAUAAACAGCUGCUCUAAUAACAACUGUUGCUGAUUGCAACAUAACUGCUGUAAUUAUUAUUUCUCUCCAUCUUUAUUUCCUCCUGCUUCCA